UGAGAAAAAAUUCCUGUGGAGGUGAAUCUUCUUUGGGCCAUGUGUUUCUGGUGAGGUUUCAUCUUGUGCCAACAUGGGGCUGGUGCCCAGUUCGCCUCGGCCCUUCUUGCCAGCGGUCUUGGCCGUCACCUUAACCGCCUUCUUAACACAGCUGUCCUCAGGAGCCACACCAUUUCCCCAAGACCUAGAACCAAUCACCACUGUGGGCAGAGAAUCAUCCUAUGUAUACCCAAGCUUCCAGGGACUCAUAUCAGAUAAUGACACAGUCCGCUUGGGGCUGGACUUCCAGAGGAUGCUGCGGAUCAACCACAUGCUCUACAUCGCCGCCCGGGACCACGUGUUUGCCAUCAACCUUGCCACUUCAUCUGAGCAGAUCAUUCCACAGCAGAAACUGACUUGGAAGACAAAAGAUGUGGAAAAGUGCACCGUGAGAGGGAAGAACAGCGAUGAAUGUUAUAACUACAUCAAAGUCUUGGUGCCACGCAACGAUGAGACGCUGUUUGCUUGUGGAACAAAUGCGUUCAACCCUACCUGUCGUAACUAUAAGAUGUCAACACUGGAACAGGAAGGGGAGGAGGUGGUGGGACAGGCUCGCUGUCCCUUUGAGUCUCGCCAGUCCAACGUUGGCCUUUUCGCCGGAGGUGAUUUUUAUUCAGCCACCAUGACUGACUUCUUGGCAAGUGAUGCUGUGAUUUACCGCAGUCUGGGAGAAAGUAGUGCUGUUCUUCGUACCGUCAAAUAUGAUUCCAAAUGGCUGCGAGAGCCCCAUUUUCUCCAUGCUAUUGAGUACGGGAACUAUGUGUACUUCUUCUUCAGUGAGAUUGCGGUGGAGUACACCACACUUGGCAAGGUGGUUUUCUCAAGAGUAGCACGAGUUUGUAAGAAUGACAAUGGUGGUUCCCCAAGGGUGCUGGAACGUUACUGGACAUCAUUUCUCAAAGCCCGGCUGAACUGCUCUGUCCCUGGGGACUCCUUCUUCUACUUUGAUGUUCUGCAGUCGUUGACUAAUGUGCUGCAGAUCAACCACCGGCCAGCUGUUCUCGGCGUCUUUACGACACAGGCUAACAGCAUCACUGGCUCAGCCGUUUGUGCUUUCUACAUGGACGACAUAGAAAAGGCGUUUAAUGGCAAAUUCAAAGAGCAGAAGAACAGUGAGUCAGCGUGGACACCUGUACCAGAGGAGCAUGUCCCAAAACCACGGCCAGGCUGUUGUGCUGGUGAGGGCUCAGCAGCUGCCUACAAGUCCUCCACCACCUUUCCUGACGACACCCUGACCUUCAUCAAGUCGUACCCGCUAAUGGAUGAGUCUGUCCCCUCUGUUAAUGAUAGACCCUACUUCACCCGCACCACCAGCAGGUUCAAGCUGACCCAAAUAGCAGUGGACACAUCAGCUGGGCCCUAUAAGAAUUAUACUGUGGUUUUCCUGGGUUCGGACAACGGCCACAUACUGAAGAUUCUAGCCAGCACACAGGGCACCAACGGAUCCUUCAGCAGCCAACUUCUUGAAGACAUCGAUGUCUACAACCCUGACAAAUGCAACGUGCGGGGGGAAGACAGGAGGGUGCUGGGCCUUGAAUUGGACCGCGAUCACCAUGCGUUGUUUGUGGCAUUCUCCAGCUGUGUUAUCCGUGUACGACUCAGCCGUUGCUCUGACUACAGCGCCUGCAAGAAAAGCUGCCUGUCUUCUCGAGACCCUUACUGUGUUUGGCUCAGGUCAAGCAGCUGUGCCACGGUCUCACCUGGCUUCAAGGGUGGGUUUGAACAGGAUGUGGAGAACUACCAUCUGUAUCCUGAUACCUGCCACGAUGUCCUGGUGACCACUCGCAAGCAAAACCCACCAGCAGAUUCAGCGUAUGGGAAGACCACACCCACAAGUGCCAGCACAACCCAUCGUGGGGCAACAUUCCCAAAGGAGGCAGGUGACCCUGAAAGAGGUACAGGUCCUGAUGGCCCUCCCCCAGUGGGGGGACAAGGGUCACCUGACUCGGAGCCAAUCAUUGUGGAGAUGGAGGGUGUGAGGCGGCCUCCAGAGGUGGAGAAGACCAACCACAGUGUUCAUUAUACUCUUCUGAUCGCAUGUGUUGUGGUGGCCUUUGUCUUGGGUGCCUUCCUCUCUGGCUUCUUAGUCUCCUGUUACUGUAACCACUCAGGCCACAAAACCAAGAAACUACCGAAGGAUCCCGAGGCCCCUAUUCCACAUGCCUUAUCUCUCCGCAGCCUGGCCAAGCUCAAUGGCCUGUUGGACAGCCAAAACAAGGAUGAACAAGCUGGAGGUAUCAUCUCCAAAGAUCUACACUCCUUCUUCACCAACAGCAAGAUCAUCUCUCCCCAAAGGAGAAAUGGCCAUCAUGGUGACAUGGGAGACCUAGUUCAUCCUCACCACCACCUCCACCAUUCCUCAGAACUAUCUGGUCUGCCCACUCCAGACUCUACCCCAGAACUGCCGAUAAAGAGUAUGAAAGCCUUCAAAAACCAGUGGGAGAAGAACCAGAACUGUAACAAUGCCAAGGAGCCCAAGUCCCACAACAUUGGCUCCCCUAGCUCAGCCCUGCUACACCAGCCGUCUUUCCAUAUUCCCACAGCAUGUUCCAGUGGGCCGCAGCUUGUCAAAGGUUCACUCCAUCCAGGGAACGCUAAGGUCCAUGUGGAACGUGUGCUAUCUCAGCAGCCCUUCACCAGCUACUCACAGGUGAUGGAAGUGACAUCGUUGGAUGAGCUACUGAAACACAUUCAUGAUGACAGCAGUAAGAACUCCCAGUUAAUGAGUCCUUCUGGUCUAAUGGCUAGUGGUGGUUGCGGAGGAGGACAGCUAGCCUAUGGCACCGAUCCAACGCAGAUCCCCGAGACAGAGUCAGCUCCUUACUACAGAUCUUCAACGUUACCCCGAGACAGCCUCAACCGGCGCAUGGAUGUUCCUCCUGACACCCCACAUCACCAGUCCACUCUGGAAAGAAGGCACUCGUCUCAGAGGCAAUCACUGAUUGCUGCAGCAAACAAGAUGCCCAAAUGGGAGGGGAGGAGGAGGAGUGAUGCCUCGCCCAGCACAGCUUCAACCAGCGGAAACGGUGGUCCCCAACAGCCACCACCUUUGUUGGCACGCAUGAACUCCACAGGUAGCACUUGUGAAGUUCACUAUCCCCUCAUCCCCAAUGGCUACCUGACACGCCAGCAUAGCUACAAUGGGAGAGCACAAGAGGUGGCACACAGGGGUGCCAUCAUCCGCCGGGGCCUCCUCUCUCAAACCUGAUGUCCCUCCAAGCCCCUGUUCAUUCCUGCCACAUCGCCGGUCAACCCACAUGGAAAGUUCAACUACUGAGGAGACUGAGGUGAACUUUAGGACUGGAUAACAAGUUUUUCCCCCAUUUUUCUUAAAGCAACUUACCUUGAAGAAAAGCUGUAAGAUGUUUCAGAACUCCACCAGAAGACCUCAACAAUUUCAUGUGGCAGCCCAUAUCACAAUGGAUGAAAGCCUCACCAAACAUUUUGUUUUGUUUUUCCUCCUCUUCUUGUUUUAGUUCAGCAAAUAUCUUUGUACCAUAUUGGUAUUGCUCAGCUAUUGCUUUAUAAUAGAACUGCUGACUUGGGUGACAUGACGCCACCCUCUUAUAUUAGGCUGCCAAUGUCCUCAGUGUGGAUUUAAAUGCAUCUUAGUUUUUGAACACUGAUGAUUGAGAACUUUGCACUUCAGUCGUCAUUAAGACUUAAAAUUGAAAGCUCCUGCAAUGCUUAACAACUUAGAUUCAUGCUUUUGCUUAACCUUUUCUGCUGUAGUGUUGAUAACCGGUCUCUGCCCCCCCCCCCCACCCCGAAUGUGUUUAUAUUAUGCAUGUGUGUGUAAUAUAUGUGUGUUUAUAUCCACACCGUAUAUGUAUACAUAUAAAUGCAGUAUAUGUAACCUGUGGUGAAAAGUCAGCAAAUUCCCCUGAAAGUAAUGUCUUUGCCUUACUAUACUCCUUCUUCGGGGCAUAUCAAAUGAUCCUCCCUGGGAAUUUGACUACAUUCAAUGUCUUGGGGAAAUCAAAUCAUGCACUUCUUUUCACUGUUCAGAUGGCUAAAAACACUGAAACUAACUUUUUGGUAUAUUGAAAUGAAAAAAGGAGACGCUUCACGAAGCAGCUUUAUUGUCUUUACUCCUUUCUUUUCCAGUUCCAGCAGAUGUCAGGUCAGAUCUUAACUGAUGAACUCGGGUCCAUUUAAGUUGCUUGAGAUUGUAUCUGUCAGGUGCUCCACAAAUUUAGUGGCUCUUACAUCCUCUCAAAUAGAAAUCAACAGUUCUGUGUCAUCUGACGUAUUUUGGACCCAAGUAGAAGACAACAAACAGGCCAUCUGAGGGAAUGAACAUAACCAUAGAAUGGACUGCAGUUAUAAUUAACUUUGUGGCUAUUGGUUGUAAAUAAAAGAGUAAUUAGUAGCCAAAUUUGAACUGUAUGUGUAAAUGUGUGCCUUAUUUAAUAAUAGUGUGUGAUAUGGGGUUAAUGCAAGGGGC
Messenger RNA from Thalassophryne amazonica, 4486 nucleotides. RefSeq names its product sema domain, transmembrane domain (TM), and cytoplasmic domain, (semaphorin) 6E (gene sema6cb). The record is from RefSeq and is a predicted model, not a curated record. Gene Ontology annotation, molecular function: semaphorin receptor binding; chemorepellent activity. NCBI's taxonomy places the organism in Eukaryota, Metazoa, Chordata, Actinopteri, Batrachoidiformes, Batrachoididae. Gene Ontology annotation, biological process: positive regulation of cell migration; semaphorin-plexin signaling pathway; negative regulation of axon extension involved in axon guidance.